UGCGUGCUGACGUUGAGCGGCGUGCGUGCCGACGUUGAGCGGCGGUUGCUCGGUCGCUCUCGCUCGGUCGGGCUGCGGACGGGAGCCGGCGGCGGAGGCGAGGCGAGGCCCAGACCAGGCCUUGAGGAGGAGAUCGGCGGCCCGAGCAGGAUGGGUGCGAGCGGGGCGGCGUCGGCGCUGCUCGUGUUUCUGCUCAUGUGCGGCCUCCCCUCGGAGGGACAGAAGAAGAAGGAGAACAUCCUAAACGACAAAGUUGGGCAACUGAUGGAAUGGGGAAGCAGGCGAGCUGUAGUCCGGAUGAAUGGAGAUAAAUUCCGUCGAUAUGUUAAAGCUCCACCGAGGAAUUACUCGAUGAUCGUGAUGUUCACUGCCCUGCAGCCACAGCGCCAGUGCACUGUUUGCAAGCAAGUGGAUGAGGAAUACCAAAUCUUGGCCAACUCCUGGCGCUACUCUAGCUCAUUCACAAACAGACUUUUCUUUGCUAUGGUGGACUUUGAUGAGGGUUCUGAUGUGUUUCAUCAGCUCAAUAUGAAUUCUGCUCCAACGUUCAUGCACUUUCCUCCUAAAGGGAAGCCCAAACGUGCAGAUACGUAUGAGCUUCAGGUGCGAGGAUUUGCAGCUGAGCAGAUUGGCCGAUGGAUUGCUGACAGGACAGAUAUCAAUGUCAGAGUGAUCAGGCCCCCAAACUAUGCCGGUCCCUUGAUGCUGGGAUUUUUACUGGCGGUUAUCGCUGGACUUCUGUAUCUUAGACGGAAUAACCUUGACUUCCUGCACAACAAAAACGGCUGGGCCUUUGUUGCUUUGUGUUUUGUACUUGCUAUGACUUCUGGACAGAUGUGGAACCAUAUCCGGGGACCUCCUUAUGCCCAUAAAAACCCUCAUAAUGGCCAAGUGAGUUACAUUCAUGGGAGCAGUCAAGCGCAGUUUGUGGCUGAAACUCAUAUUGUCAUCUUACUGAAUGCGGCCAUUACAUUGGGUAUGGUGCUUCUUCAUGAAGCGGCAACAUCUAACAUGGAGAUAGGAAAACGAAGAAUUCUGUGUGUGGCGGGACUAGGAUUGGUUGUGUUUUUCUUCAGCCUGAUGUUGUCGAUCUUUCGAGCUAAGUACCAUGGAUAUCCCUACAGCUUUCUGAUAAGUUAAUUAACAACUUGAAAGCACAAGUCAGAGCCUGAAUUGUGAACCAUGACAUACAAUGUUGAAAAAAUAACAGAGAUGUGAAGAUAAGCAGAGUCCAAUUGUGUUCCAGACUGCCUCCCAACAAUUCCAAUCAUAAGGUAUCUCGGAGGAAGGCUUGAACCAAAGAGAACCUAGAGUGCCUUACAUUUUACAUUUACUGUUGGGCAGCAAAAAAAAAACUUCAUUUUAACAGUUGAAAGAUUCCCUCAUUAUGGUUGUUGAAAAAAAGGUGAUUUUUGAAGUUUUUCUGAGCCAAGGUAAAAAAAACUUUUUUAACCAAAAAAAUGCAGUUUUUCAAGGAAUGAUGCAAUUUCUAUUGAUUAAAGUGCCUUAAAGUUAGGUUGAUCAUUUGGACGCAAGUCUUUGAAAGGGCUGUUUUCCACCUGGCUGAAUUCUUACCAGCUAGUGAAAUGUAGUAUCGAAGUAAUAUUUUCAGUGAGUUUCCCUAAAAUAUUUACAUUUCAUCAAUCUUGUACAUCUGGUUAUGCUCUUCAUUAAAUGAUGUGAACCUG
This is a messenger RNA of Callorhinchus milii (elephant shark), 1688 nucleotides long. Its product is annotated as magnesium transporter protein 1. The record is from RefSeq and is a predicted model, not a curated record. The transcript has 10 exons. Lineage: Eukaryota; Metazoa; Chordata; Chondrichthyes; Chimaeriformes; Callorhinchidae. Gene Ontology annotation, cellular component: oligosaccharyltransferase complex. Bases 151 to 1140 code for a protein of 329 amino acids.